Pimephales promelas (fathead minnow) is the source of this 1806-nucleotide messenger RNA. RefSeq names its product checkpoint kinase 1 (gene chek1). Gene Ontology annotation, biological process: protein phosphorylation; DNA damage checkpoint signaling. The record is from RefSeq and is a predicted model, not a curated record. Lineage: Eukaryota; Metazoa; Chordata; Actinopteri; Cypriniformes; Leuciscidae. Gene Ontology annotation, cellular component: cytoplasm. Gene Ontology annotation, molecular function: protein serine/threonine kinase activity; ATP binding.
UGAUGUCAAAUCUCCAGAACGCGCCAAAGUUUAGACGGACGCGCAGUGAAGACAAGGCACUUUUCUGUGUAAAUAUACCAUCAGAACAGACAAACAACCUGCUUCACAUGGGACAGCUUUAACACUGAUGCAGGUGACUCGCAAGAUCAGAUCAUGUCUGUGCCUUUUGUUAAAGACUGGGAUGUGGUACAAACCCUCGGAGAGGGGGCGUAUGGAGAGGUGCGACUGCUGGUCAACAAGAAGACAGAAGAGGCUGUGGCUGUGAAAGUUGUGGACAUGGCAAAAGCCAAGGAUUGUAUCGAAAACGUGAAGAAGGAGGUCUGCAUAUGCAAGAUGCUCUCACACCCCAACAUUGUACGUUUCUUUGGGCACAGGAGUGAGGGGACGACUCAGUACAUAUUUUUGGAGUACUGUAGCGGAGGAGAGCUCUUUGACAGAAUCGAACCGGAUGUUGGGAUGCCAGAAAAGGAUGCACACAGGUUUUUUCAGCAGUUAAUAGCUGGUGUGGAAUAUCUUCAUGGCAUUGGGAUUACACAUCGUGACAUAAAGCCCGAGAAUAUUCUUCUUGAUGAUAAAGAUAAUCUCAAGAUCUCUGAUUUCGGACUGGCUACCAUGUUCCGCCACCGUGGCCGAGAGCGGCCGCUGUCCCGUUUGUGUGGCACUCUACCCUAUGUUGCCCCCGAGCUGAUGUCACGAUCGGCGUUCCACGCUCAACCUGCGGACACUUGGGCUUGUGGCAUUGUGCUCACUGCAAUGUUAGCUGGAGAGUUACCAUGGGACCAGCCGAGCGAAAACUGUCAGGAAUAUUUAGAUUGGCUGGAGAAGAAGAUCUACCUCACACCGUGGAAGAAAAUAGAUGCUGUGGCCCUGAGUCUGCUAUCCAAGAUAUUACUGCAUAAUCCAGAGGAAAGGUUUACCAUUCCUGAAAUGAAGAAACAUCGUUGGUUUUGCAGAAGUUUCAAAUCAGCACUAAAACGACAGAGUGACAUGCCAGUAACAAAGAUGCAUCGAGCUGACUCGGAGCUCUCACAGCUGAGACGAAAAAACAGUGAUGACAGAGCACAGAUCUCCAGCUCUCAGCCUGAACCACAGGGAUUGUGGGAGGAGAAGGAGGUUACAGUGCACACUGAUGUCAGUGUCAGCUUUUCACAACCUACCUGUCCUGACCACAUGUUGCUGGGCAGCCAACUACUUGGCACUCCGGGUGCCAGCCAGAACCCAUGGCAGCGGUUGGUGAGAAGGAUGACCAGGUUCUUUACUACAGAGAAGGCAGAGGCGUCUUGUAUUGCUCUCCGUGAUGCUUGCAUUGCUAUGGGUCACACAUGGAAACAGAGCUGCACCAAUCAGGCGACAGUGUCCACAAUGGAUCGCCGCAAUAACAAGCUGAUCUUCAUAGUACACUUCCUAGAAAUGGAGGAACGCAUUUUAGUAGAUUUCCGACUGUCAAAGGGGGAUGGUUUGGAAUUCAAGAGAAUAUUCCUGAAACUGAAACUGAAACUGUCUGACAUUAUUAGUAACCAAAAGGUUUUGCCUUUGAAUUGAUGCUUGUUCACAUUUUAACAUGCAAAGCCAACAUUCACACAUGCGUAUAUACACGCACACAAAGUUGUUUUAUGAUUGUAGAAUGUGUUUGUAGUUGUAUAUGUCUGUUUUUCUGAUCAGUCAGUGAAGGAGUGAGGAGAAACUGUCAAAUUUAGUUUAUCUGUUCAUUUGUGUUCUGUUACUGAAGUGAAGAAGAUGGUUUGAGUUCUGCUGCCUCUUGAAAAGAUGCAAGUGAAAGCAAAAUUUUAAAUAAAUCUGUCAUCA